Molecule: messenger RNA, 891 nt
Organism: Lodderomyces parapsilosis
Lineage: Eukaryota; Fungi; Ascomycota; Pichiomycetes; Serinales; Debaryomycetaceae
Gene: RPF1
Product: rRNA-binding ribosome biosynthesis protein
Exons: 1
Coding region: 1-891 (296 amino acids)
Biological process (GO): maturation of LSU-rRNA; maturation of 5.8S rRNA
Cellular component (GO): preribosome, large subunit precursor; nucleolus
Molecular function (GO): rRNA primary transcript binding
Source: RefSeq, a predicted model, not a curated record
AUGAGUAGCACCAGUGAAGCCUUGAAACGGAUAAAAAACAAACAAAGAAGACAGCAAGUAUAUGCCGACAUCAAGAGACAAAAAGUCAAAGACCGCCAUAAAUUACGAGCAGAACGAGCCGAUGAAGAACGUAAUAAUCCUGAGUUACGAGAACAAAGAAUUGCCGAAAAUAUUCCUGCUACAAUCGAUUCCAAACGAGUUUACGAUGAAACUCUCCUGGCAAAAAUUGAAGGCGAUGAAGAUGAGUUUAGUGAAUAUUUCACCAAUUUAUCCAAGGAUCCCAAAAUCCUUCUCACGACAAAUAUUGGUGCCAAGAAACCAGCUUAUGAGUUUGCUGACAUGUUGAUGGAUUUCCUCCCCAAUACCACAUUUGUCAAACGUAAAAAAGACUUUAAUAUUCAAGAUAUGGCCAAGUUUUGCUCCAAUAGAGAAUACACAUUGUUGGCAAUUAUAAAUGAAGACAAAAAAAAAGUUACGGGAUUAACAUUGGUCAACUUACCCGAAGGACCGACAUUUUAUUUCUCUAUAAGUUCAAUAAUUGACGGCAAGAGAAUAAAAGGUCAUGGUGUGGCCACGGAUCAUAUACCAGAAUUAGUACUUAACAAUUUCAACACUCGAUUGGGUAAAACUGUUGGCCGUUUAUUUCAAUCUGUUUUUCCCCAUAAACCCGAAUUACAAGGAAGGCAAGUUAUAACAUUGCAUAACCAACGUGACUACAUAUUCUUGAGAAGACAUCGAUACGUGUUUAGGAAUGAAGAAAAAGUAGGACUACAGGAGUUGGGACCACAGUUUACCCUUAAGUUGAGAAGGAUGCAAAAGGGUGUCAAGGGUGAUGUUGUGUGGGAAUUUAGACCUGAUAUGGAGAGAGACAAGAGAAAGUUUUAUUUAUAG